Messenger RNA from Betta splendens (Siamese fighting fish), 3366 nucleotides. It is a transcript of the gene vps26a, whose product is annotated as VPS26, retromer complex component A. The coding region runs from base 146 to 1132 and encodes 328 amino acids. NCBI's taxonomy places the organism in Eukaryota, Metazoa, Chordata, Actinopteri, Anabantiformes, Osphronemidae. Gene Ontology annotation, cellular component: endosome; retromer complex. Gene Ontology annotation, biological process: retrograde transport, endosome to Golgi; intracellular protein transport. The transcript is spliced from 9 exons. The record is from RefSeq and is a predicted model, not a curated record.
CCCACGGACCUUUUCCAGCGCCCAACUCCGCCCCGACGUGCACGUGACCCGGGUCACAUGACGCGGAGCCUCGGCUAAACCUCCUGCUUCCCAGCGCCUGGCUAAACGGAGCGAGGCUAGCUGUUAGCUUCAACCGACGGCCGAGAUGAGUUUCCUAGGAGGAUUGUUUGGGCCGCUGUGUGAGAUAGACGUACUGCUGAAUGAUGCAGAGAGCAGAAAGACGGCUGAGUUGAAGACAGAAGAUGGGAAAGUGGAGAAACACUACCUGUUUUAUGAUGGCGAGUCUGUGUCUGGCAAGGUGAAUCUCAAUGUGAAACAGGGAGGAAAGCGACUCGAGCAUCAGGGAAUUCGCAUCGAGUUCGUGGGACAGAUAGAGCUUUUCUCUGAUAAAAGCAACACUCAUGAGUUUGUGGACUUGGUCAAAGAGUUGGCGCUUCCUGGAGAACUGACCCAGAACAGAAGCUAUGACUUUGAAUUCAUGCAGGUGGAGAAGCCCUACGAGUCCUACAUGGGGGCAAACGUCAGGCUAAGGUAUUUCCUCAGGGUGACAAUAGUUCGUCGUCUGUCUGACCUAGUGAAGGAAUAUGAGUUAAUUGUUCACCAGUUAGCGACCUACCCAGAUGUCAACAACUCAAUCAAGAUGGAAGUUGGCAUAGAAGACUGCCUUCACAUCGAGUUUGAAUACAAUAAGUCCAAGUACCACCUUAAAGAUGUGAUUGUUGGGAAGAUUUACUUCCUGCUGGUCAGGAUCAAGAUCCAACACAUGGAGUUACAGCUCAUCAAAAAGGAAAUAACAGGCAUAGGUCCCAGUACAACAACUGAGACAGAAACGGUUGCAAAAUAUGAGAUCAUGGAUGGCGCUCCAGUUAAAGGAGAAUCAAUCCCCAUCAGACUGUUUCUAGCAGGAUAUGACUUGACACCCACCAUGAGGGAUGUUAACAAAAAGUUCUCUGUGCGCUAUUUCCUUAAUCUGGUGCUGGUGGAUGAAGAGGACAGAAGAUACUUUAAACAACAGGAAAUUGUUUUGUGGCGAAAAGCUCCAGAGAAGCUGAGGAAAAGAAACUUCCACCAGCGCUAUGAGUCGCCAGAGUCCAGAAGCCCGCCAGCCAAUGCAGAGCAGCCAGAGAUGUGAGAGCGAUGCUAUGAACUGAAAGCACACAGACACACCCCAACUCUUCACUGCUGAACAGCCAGGGGUGCGACGGUGGCCCCGCUCUCUCUGGACUGAGACACGUCUGUAUACAUGAAUACACAUAACAUACCUUCAGGCAUCCCCCUCACCUCAUCACAGCUCCGGGUCGGAGCUAUUCUCGCCCUUCUUCCCUCUGGAUGGAAACACACCGGUCUGCUGAAUGCCACAUGUCAAGUGCAAAUCAAACUGAUUCGAAUAAGAAGCAAAAUUGUUGAUCCGGCGUUUGAAACUGGAGCACAUUGGUGCACACACACAAGUGAAGCCAUACGUCUUAGUUUGGCGAGUCUGUAGUAAAACAAGAGCAAAAGCAGAAAAGAGGCGACGGCCUCAGGCAAAUAUUCCAAUACAUUAUUUAUCCCUUUGCUCUGCAGCAGGAGUCUUUCUGCAUCGUUCCUCACACUUUGCUGCAGAGUGACACAAAGUGAUUAAAAGUAUUCGGCGUGAAAGGAGGAUAUGCCGUUAGCAAACGCUGCCUGUGUUUGAGCUACAAUGAUGUCACUGUGCUCUCCUUCACCCAUCACAACUGUCUUCAAGUCCGUCGCAACAAUCCUCAGGCUCCACUUUUCAAGAUGUCUGUUCAUUUAGUGAGGGUGUAUCGCUACAAACGUCAAACCAUUUUCACACUCGGACAAAACUUAACACUUAGUAUGUGUUUGAGCAGAGAUGGUUAUUAUCGUUUCAGGGUCGUUUUAUUUCAUUAUUUAAUUGCCAGCGUCAAAUUGUAAACCUGCUACUAAUUCAUGUUCUGUAUUAAAUAUCAACUAGUUGUCUACAAAAAAGUUAAAUUGAACAAUCAGUUGUCUAGAAUUCAAGGUGACGAUUUACAAUUAAGAGAACGACGCAACAAAUAACUCGAGACAGGAGGUAGAAGAAACUGGUUUCCUUUUGACAACAAUCUAAGGAAACAGCAGCCAAAUGAAGCCACAGCAACUAUUUCGUCAAACACAGGUUUACACUCAAACAUUUCAGUUUUUAAUAUGAUUGAAUUAUUUUUGGCUGAGGUUUGUCAGUUAAACUACAAUAUAUUUAAAGUUUAAUUUGAAUGACUCACUUGUGUUUUUCAAACCCAAGAUGUUAUUCUUUGUUUGAAGGUGUGAGUUUAUUUAUAAUCUUGAGAUUUUUACUAAAAAAACAUUUUGUCUUCCAAAUUUAUUUUAAAUGUUGGUUCACCCAAGUUAUAGAAAAGAGUGGAAUUAUGUUUCAGUGCAUUUAGCCCCAUGUGGGGAAUUAAAUGUAUGUCCAUUUUAUUGCACCAGGAUAAAAAUCCUAUGGGCUAAAUAUGUAAUUUGUUUGCUAAAUGCUUCAUACAGAUGUUUCUACUGGAAAUUCAAAGUCCAAUUAUCAACACACAACGGUUUUUAUUUACCAGUAUAUUUUGAUUUUCUCGGUUGUGACUUUUGCCUUCGGUAAUGGCAUUGGUUGAGCCUGUUGGUCUGGUAGAUUUAGGAAACCAAUGUCUGCUGGAAGCGGUACAGUAUACAUACUGUAAAAAAAAACAACAAUGUUCCACUGUGAUGCUCAGACCGGCAGUUAAGGUCCUGCUUUAGAGACGCGCACAGAGUUUGGUCAUGUUACCAGCCCAUGUCGGGUGAAUUUGCUCUAAGCACUGAUCUGUGGUCAGUUUUGCACUUUUCCCCACAGAACUUUAUAAAGAGGAAUUUGAAAUGAAAUCUGAAUCAAGGAGAGUUUCACCUCUGAGAUGUCCUGUGUCUGUAAUAGGCGUUGUGUCCUUUAUACAGUAUCACUACCUGAUUUACAAUGUGUUUCUGUUUGUGCCGUGUGCAACUCAUGGCACCGUGCGAAAAUGUCUGAACACUUGGAUCCAAAAUUAAGUUUCUCAACUCCUUCACACUACUGUUGACCUACAUUUUAGUUUUGCCUUGUUUGGAAACUGUAAUUUAUUUGCUUUGUUUCUCUGACAGAUCUAUUUUCUGUAUUUCUGAUGCUGUACAGGUGGGGUUUGUUUGGUGUACUUUAAAUACCUUUUUAAGGUAACAAAGAAACACUUAAAUGCCAAAACUCUCUGCCCGUCUUAUCUACUGCAUGUUAGUCUUUACACGAUGUCUAAUCAUGCCAUGAACGUGUGAUGUGUGUGAGAUAAAAUGUGUAUGUACAUACACAAAACACAAAUGUAUAGCAAAGAUGAAUAGUCAAUAAAGCAAAUUUCUACUGAA